Manis pentadactyla (Chinese pangolin) is the source of this 923-nucleotide messenger RNA. RefSeq names its product proline rich acidic protein 1 (gene PRAP1). The record is from RefSeq and is a predicted model, not a curated record. The transcript has 8 exons. Lineage: Eukaryota; Metazoa; Chordata; Mammalia; Pholidota; Manidae. The coding region runs from base 163 to 882 and encodes 239 amino acids.
GCGGCUCGCACAGCGACCCCUGCCGCCGCCGCCGGCCGGGCGGCGGGAGGCACGACGCGGGCGCCCACCCACCCGGGAGUUGAGGGGCAAGGUCAAGGCCGGCGGGACCAAGAACGCUCAGGAGAAACGGGAGACCCAGGCUGAGUCACCUCUGGAGCCCUCAUGAGGCUGGUUUUGCCGACCUUCACUCUGACCCUUUGGAGGCCCCUCGCAUGUGUCUGUGCAAAGUCAGCUCCAGGAGAAUCCUGUGCCCAGGCGCUGAGCUCCUCAGUCAGCUGCCACCAGGGGCCGGGGGAACGUGCAGGUAUUUGCCCAGGAUUUCCCCCUCUGGAGUUACAUCAUUAUGUCACAGGUCUGGUGACCCCAGGUCACAAAGAUCUGGAACUGCAGGACCACAGAGCACCUUCUACACCGAGAAGGGGGCCCAACAUGAAGAGGCUCCUCCUGGUCACCAGCCUGGCAGCCAUGCUGCUGCAGGAAGUGGGCUCAGCGUCCCUGCACCAGGUGUUCGUCAAGACCAAAGGCAAAGUCGGGCCCCCUGCGCAGGACACUGAGGAGGCCUGGGGGGCCCUAGCGGCGGAGCCUCCGGAUGGUGGAUGGCUCAGGGGGCAGCUCACUGCACCAGGGCUUGUGGCCGCCACCUGGGAGACCCGGCAAGGUGCCACAGCCUGGCCGGGGACAGAGGACGCUCUAGGCCGUGUCCCAAGCCCCAGGCAGGGCCCUGAGCCGGACCCUGAUGACCGGUACCACCCCUGGCCCGAGGAGGCCCAGGAUGAGGCCCAGCCCUGGUCUUGGGUGCUGCCGUCCCGCCAGGAGCUGCAGGGACCAGAGGAGGACCGAGACUACAUCUACCACCCCAGGGGCACCUCCUGGGGGCCCUGACCCUCCCCACCCAGAGAAAUAAACCCUGCAGAGGCGGAGGC